AUGCGGGAUCGAAAAGCGGCGCAGAUUCAACUGCGCGGACUUGUUAGUUUUUGUUUGGUCUUUCUCGGAGAAGCGCAAGAUGAGUGGCCAAGCCUCCCCGCGAGCCAAGCCGUGCACCCGGUCACGGUCGGCAACACCUUUGUGAAGCAGUACUACCACCUCCUCACGGAGACGCCGCAGAACCUGCACCGGUUCUACAAGGACAUCAGCCGCUUCUCGCAUGCGACGGGGUCGCAAAUGGAGGAGCCCAUCUCGGGCCAAACCGCGAUCGGCGAGGCCAUUAUGGCCAAGAACUAUGUGGGCACGCGCGUUGACCUCGACAAUGGCUCGAUCGACUGCCACGCGAGCUUGAACGGCGGCGUCAUUGUCAUGGUCACGGGUAUCAUCAAGCUCAAGAACAGCGCGCCAACGCCGUUUGUGCAAACGUUCUUCUUGGCCGUGCAGCCCAACGGGUACUUUGUCCUGAACGACGUGCUUCGCUUCCUCGAGGUCGCCGCGCCCCGCAACAGCGUGCCCGUCUCGCCCGCGAAGAAGCUCGCGCCGGCCCCGUCGCCGUCCAAGGCGACCCAAACCGUCGUGGCGGCCAAGGAGCAGGCCACGAGCACCGCGACGCACACGCCGGUCAACACGCCGACCCACGCCACGAUCCUCAAGUCCCCGAAGGCGCAGCCUGUGGCUUCGCCGCCGCUGCCUGCGAAGACCGCGACGCCGGUGAAGGCGGCCCCGCUCUCCCCGAAGCCCGUGCCUGCCUCGCCUGUGGCCAAGCCCACGUCGCCUGUUGCCAAGCCUGCGACGCCUGUUGCCAAGCCCACGUCGCCUGUAAAGAAGGCUGAAGAAGUGAAGAGCCCGGAAUCGCCCAAGGCCGAGCGUCAGACGCCGGUCGUGUCGCCCAAGGGUCAGAAGAAGCAGCACACGCCCAAGAACAAGGCCCCCGUCGAGGAAGCUCCCGUGACGCCGUCGCCCAGCGAGCCCAAGAGCUGGGCGUCUCUCUUUGGCGCUUCGGCGGCGGUCAAGGCUGUGAGCUCCCCCGCGCCCGUCGUCGAGUCUCCUCGCAAGAAGCAGCCUGCCGCUUCGUGGACGGCGGACGAGCCUGCCACCGUUGCCGCGCCGACGUCCGCGCCGGCCGCUGGCAAGCCCCGCGUCUACAGCAUCUUUAUCAAGGACGUCCCGACGCAAGCGACGGAAGCCGAGGUGCGCGAGCUCUUCCGCGGCUUUGGUAAGAUCGUGACGGUUACCGUGACGAACCGUGGUAUUGCGUUCGUCGACUAUGCCGACGCCGAGAGCGUCAAGGCGGCGCUGGCGCACGGCGCCAAUUUCGUUCUCCACGACCAAGUGCUCUCGGUCGUCGAGCGCAGUGAGCGCAAGGACGGCGGCGGUCGCGGCGGUGGCCGGGAUGGCGGUCGUGGUCGCAGCAACGCCAGCGGUCGUGGCAAUGGUCGUGGCGGCAACGGCCCGCGGAAGUCGGACCAGCCCCGCGCCGCGGCGCCCAAGGACGCGAGAAAACCCGCGCCCAAGACCGGCGGUCGUGGUGGCCGUGGCCCUGCACAGACCAACUAGUAGAUGGAGUGAAGUUAAGUCGACACAAAUAGGAUACUAAAGUUAUGGGCGUACACACCUCGCCUCAAGCCCCA
Messenger RNA from Saprolegnia parasitica CBS 223.65, 1631 nucleotides. RefSeq lists its product as hypothetical. The transcript has 2 exons. Bases 1 to 1557 code for a protein of 518 amino acids. The record is from RefSeq and is a predicted model, not a curated record. NCBI's taxonomy places the organism in Eukaryota, Oomycota, Saprolegniomycetes, Saprolegniales, Saprolegniaceae. Gene Ontology annotation, molecular function: mRNA binding. Gene Ontology annotation, cellular component: cytosol; ribonucleoprotein complex.